This is a messenger RNA of Solanum tuberosum (potato), 612 nucleotides long. RefSeq names its product double-stranded RNA-binding protein 4-like. The record is from RefSeq and is a predicted model, not a curated record. Bases 1 to 612 code for a protein of 203 amino acids. The transcript is spliced from 5 exons. Lineage: Eukaryota; Viridiplantae; Streptophyta; Magnoliopsida; Solanales; Solanaceae.
AUGUCCAAAGUUAAUUCUGAUGAUUAUUUGCCUAAAUGCUCAGUUCCUCCGGCACAAUUCAGAGCAAAGGUUUUGGUUGAUGGAUCUGAAUAUGAAUCCAAGUCAACACAUCCCACGAAGAAAGAAGCAGAGCAGGCAGUAGCAAAAAUAGCUUAUGAAUGCAUUCACAAGGAAAUUGAUGCUAGAGAUAUUUCACGUAUUUACAAGGAACCUAUGCUGUGCAAAUCCGUUCUCUAUGAAUUUGCUGUCAAGAGGAAUCUGCAUAGGCCUAUAUAUAACACUAGAUAUACAGAAAGGCCAAGCUCAGUUUAUAUUUGUCACUUGGUGUUGGGAGGCAAAACUUACAAAGGUGAGUUUGCUGGGAGCAAGCAAAUGGCAAAGCAAGUAGUUGCUCAAGCCGCGAUUGAAUCACUCUUAGGAACGCUUUACCAGAUCAUCAUGUCCAAAAAUAAGUCUCAUCCUAGUAUGCAAACCAGAAUGGAUACUGGCUCUAGUGAGAAAAUGUUGCCUAAAUGCUCUGGUGAGAAAAUUCCGACUAUAAUUGACUUUUUCUUUUUCUUGACAACUAUACAUGUUGAGUCACAUACUCACAUCUCAUGUUGUUUUGAAUAG